Molecule: messenger RNA, 4283 nt
Organism: Esox lucius (northern pike)
Lineage: Eukaryota; Metazoa; Chordata; Actinopteri; Esociformes; Esocidae
Gene: slc9a3.1
Product: solute carrier family 9 member A3, tandem duplicate 1
Exons: 16
Coding region: 249-2795 (848 amino acids)
Biological process (GO): proton transmembrane transport; sodium ion transport; regulation of pH
Cellular component (GO): brush border membrane; apical plasma membrane
Molecular function (GO): sodium:proton antiporter activity
Source: RefSeq, a predicted model, not a curated record
CUGGCUAAAGAGUGGGAGGGGUUUUGAACUGCAAUGAAUAGCAAAGGUGAAAAGGUGUAUAGUUCUUUAGUAUGAGGGAGGACAGAGCGAAGUAGACAGACUUAUUGUCAGCACAGGUGUUGACGUUACAGAGAAACAGAACGAGAGGACAGAGCGAGAAGCAAUGAGACACAAGAUUGAUCAAAGCUCCUAACAAAAAAAAACAUUAAAGUUGUUGCCUUACUUUUUGAAAAGCAUUACAUUCCAAGAUGUCAGGUCUAUGGCAUGGUAAGAUCUUAAUGCUGAUGGUGGUGCUUACUGUCAGUAGGCACAGCCUGGCAUUCCAGGCAAGGAAUGCAAACCCUUCUAAUCAGCCUGGGACAAAUGCUAGCACAGGAAAUGGAACUGAAAAUACUAUCACCACUCUGCCCAUCGUCACUUGGAAGUGGCAUCAUACUGAAGGACCCUACCUGGUCGCACUCUGGGUCCUAGUCAGCUGGAUCUGCAAACUCGUGUUCCAGCUAAACCCUGCUCUGACCAAUGUGUUCCCAGAGAGCGGCCUCCUCAUUUGCAUUGGUUGGGUCCUGGGUGGUAUCAUCUAUGGAGCAGAUAAGGUUCAGACCUUUAGACUGCAGCCCUUCACCUUCUUCUAUUACCUGUUGCCCCCGAUCGUCCUGGAUGCGGGCUACUCCAUGCCCAACAAGCAGUUCAUGGGGAACUUGGGGGCUAUCCUGGUUCAUGCUGUGAUUGGCACCGUCUGGAAUGCUGCAAGUUUGGGGUUAGGCCUUUGGGGUUGCUGGUUGGGCGGGGCCAUGGGUCAUCUCAACACUGGUCUUCUGCAGUUACUGUUGUUUGGGAGUCUGAUUGCUGCUGUGGACCCUGUGGCUGUGAUUGCUGUGUUUGAGGAGGUCCACGUCAACGAGGUCCUGUAUAUCAUUGUGUUUGGGGAGUCCCUACUCAACGAUGGUGUCACAGUGGUGCUUUUUAAUGUCUUUGAUGCUUUUGUAUCACUUGGAGGCCCUGCUAUCAAUGCUGUCGAGAUCAUCAAAGGCAUAAUUUCAUUCUUUGUGGUGGCAUUUGGGGGAUCCCUGGUUGGUAUUGCCUUUGGUAUACUGAUCUCGCUCCUGACCAGAUUGACCAAGAAAACCCCAACUAUCGAACCAGGGUUCAUCUUUGUGUUCGGCUACCUCUCGUACCUCACAGCAGAGUUUCUCUCGCUGUCAGCUAUACUGUCGUGUACUUUCUGUGGGGUCUUCUGUCAAAAGUAUGUUAACACCAACAUGUCUGAGAAGUCAGUCAACACGGUACGGACAACAAUGAAAGUGUUCGCCAAUGGCUCAGAAACCGUUAUCUUCGUUUUCCUUGGCAUAUCGGCCAUAGAUCCAUCUAUAUGGGUGUGGAACACCGGCUUUAUCCUCCUCACACUUCUCUUCAUCUUUGUGUUCAGAUUCAUGGGGGUCUUUGUGCUCACCUGGAUUCUGAACCAGUACCGACUGGUUCCCUUGGGGCUUAUUGAACAGUUAGUGAUGGGCUAUGGUGGCCUACGAGGGGCAGUUGCCUAUGGUCUUGUGUUCCUGCUAGAUGAGAAUAAGUACAAGGAGAAGAAUCUGAUGAUAAGCACCACUCUCCUUGUGGUGUACUUCACUGUUAUGCUUCAGGGAAUAACCAUGAAACCCUUGGUCAACUGGCUGAAAGUGAAGAGGGCAACGACAGAUGAAGCUAUGCUAGCUGAAAAAAUUAUGAAUAGGACCUUUGAUCACAUGCUUGUUGCCAUAGAGGACAUUUCUGGACAAAUAGGACAUAACUACUUAUGGGACAAGUGGCACAACUUUGAGGAGAAGUGGUUGUUCAGGAUAUUGAUGAACCCAACUGCAAGGAAGUCUCGUGACUACAUAUUCAACAUCUUCCACCAGCUCAACCUCAAGGAUGCCAUGAGCUAUGUGCAAGAGGGUGAACGCAGAGGCUCACUGGCGUUUGUUCGGAAUGAUUCCAAGGCUGAUGUGGAUUUCAAUAAGCAGUUUGAUACCGAUUUCACAGACAUGCCUGACAUCAUGGGACCAGAUCAUAUUCCAGUCCCCUUCGUGUUGCGGGACAGUGUGCCUUCUGUCAGCCUGAAUAUGCAUGAGCAGGACCAGAAGAUGAGGGAGUCGGAAGACUUUAAUGCACACCAUUUACUGCAACAGCACUUGUAUAAGGGCAGGAAACAGAGGCACACAUACAGUCGGAAGCAGCCUGUUGUCAACAGGGAUGAGGAUGAGGUGCAAGAAAUCUUCCAGAGAACAAUGAGGAGCCGUUUAGAGUCCUUCAAGUCUGCCAAAAUGGGUGUUGCUCAACCUAAGAAAAUAACCAAACAUUCAAAGAAAGAUCAGACAGAAAAGAUGUCAAAUGGAAAACCUGCAGAUGACAGUAAAAUCCAUUCUUAUGGGGAUGAAGAUUUUGAGUUUUCUGAAGGAGACAGUGCUGGUGAUGCAGCUGGUGGUUCAUUUCCCAUGGCAGCCUAUAAAGGCGGAGCUGGAAUUGUCAACCCAGCCUACAUGGCAGAGAUGGACUCCAAUGAACCUAUGCCACCAAUGCCACAGAUUCCUCCAUGGCUUGCUGAAGCUGGGGAGGACAGCAGCAAUGUGGCCCCUUCUCAGAGGGCUCAGCUGAGACUGCCCUGGACCCCUACCAACCUCCGCCGUCUAGCUCCACUGCGUCUCAGCACCCACUCCAAUGACUCCUUCCUCCUGGCUGACUCCCCGGCAACACAGGAGGGCACUGAGCCCCAACCACCACUGCCCCUACAAGAUGGCCGUGGUCGAGGAACCCACAUGUAGUCAUCCUUUCAAAAAAAACAUUUGGUGCCUUUAUUCUCUAAACUUGGAUCCAGGUUGUGAAGCCAACUGGUAAAAAUCAAACUGCCAAUAUCAGACAUCCUGCACAUGCUUUUUAAACAAAAUAUCUUUGAGGGCAUGUUAUUUGUUGUUUAAUCAGAAUCCUUUAUCCACAAACAUUAAAUUUGCAGUUUCAGUAAGCCUUGUUCUCUCCAAAUAAGGCUUUCGGUGCUUGGAUAAUUGUCUUUUUCUUACAUGUUUAGUUAAUGUGAAAGAAGGACCAAUUAGGAACUCUUUCAUUUAUUAAUAUAAUUAUUGCACCAACUCUAGGGUUUCAAUAGCAUAAGUUAACCUUGACACUAACUUUCCAAAAUAAUAUACAGACUUAGGUUGUUUGGGAAAGUAUUUUUGAAAGAAUUUACACCUUUAAAAUGUCAGCAAUAUGAAAAAAAAUUGCCAUUAAAAAUAUGGUUGUGGUAUGGUAAUCAAUCAUGUUCACAUUAUUUAUGUUAAAGAUUGAGAAAUUAUGUAAAUGAAGAAAGUAAAAAGCAUACCAUUCUGGAACAGACCUAUGUUGAUGCUCAGAUACUGUGGUAGACUAAGUGAGAACAAAGUCUUGAAUAACACUAAUCUAAAAUCUGUGGUAGAGGUUGACAAAGGAGCAAAUGUAUUAGUUAUAGUUAUUGCUUUAGCCAGAGGUUAAACAUUAUAAGUUAGAUUGCUAUUAUACUUUGGUUGGUAGGUGAGGGGGUUGAUUCACUGGGUUAAUUUAGUGGGUUGAUGUGAGCCAUGUGUUAUAAUCUUUCCUAUGUGCUCCCCCUGGGCUAUGAUUUGAUUGGUAAAAAAUAUUUUAGUUCUAAUUUCAGAUGAAAAUAGUAGAGAAGUAAACUAAAAUGUCAUUAUAUUAAUAUCUUAUAUAAGUGGUUUUUGAGUGUGGUUACUGAAACACCUGUUGUUUGAUUGAUAUAACUUAUUUUUGUUGUGAUUUCAGAUUUGAAUGGCAGAGAAGUAGAGUAAGAUUUCAUAACCUUGACGUUUUUGUCAAAAUGUUUUGGAAAAGUGGUCGAAAUAGCUUAUUAGUAACAAGAAUGUACUGUGAAUUUGGUUUUGGUGUUAUUAUGAUCUCCCUGUAUUAUGUACAUAAUAACAGGGAAUGAAUCAUGAAUCUAACACCAAAUUAGACUGCCAAAACACUGAAAGAUGAACACAGUAAAAAAGCAAACUGCUAAAAAGCAAAACUGCCAGAGGACCUGAGCAAAUUUUUAAGAAUUGUUCUAUUUAUAUUUUAUUUAUUUAGAUGCAUUGUUCGCUCAGGUCCACUGUUAUUAUUAUUGUUUUACUAUUUGAUGCAGCCAGUAGUUCAACCAGUAAUGUAAUGUCGAAUUCGUUCUCUGAACUGUGUUAAAUGAAAUCUCUCACAUUUAUUUAUUUUCUUUAAGCACUUUGAAAUGCAUAUCAUGUAAGCUCCAUAAAUAAAAUUACAUUUGAUUU